AUGGUGCUGCGAAUCACAGUCAUCAAUGCACGUUUUCUGAGAGAAGCAGUUCAAGCAGUGCCAGUGGCCGGGUCGGGAAUGGUGAUAAUGAUUUGGAGCCCCGAGUAUUUCGCCGUGCAAUCCGUGUUUGCAGAGAAGAUGCCUGAAGGAGAAAACCCCCUGACGCUUCUCAAGAUCUCUCCCGAGGGUUUCACCUCUUACGACUCCACAGAUCGCUUCUUCAAUGCGGCCGUUGAAGCUGCGGAGCUCGAAGCCGUGUUUCACACCGCCAAGGAUUCCGACCCUAUCGAGUUCUACCAAUCUGUUGAAGAAGACAAUGGACUAAAUGAGUUCGGUUACCUUCAUGCGCGCUUCAACAGGCCUGUAGGGCUAGUCUCAUCAGGAGCUUUCAUGAAUGAUUACAUUCCCAUGAAAAUUUAUGGUAUCUUUCCUGAACGAGUGCUUCAAGCUGCUGAUGUAUCGCACGAUCCAUCUCUCAUUCAAUAUCCACCCGCGGCUGUAUUUGUUGCAAGACAUUUUGCGCACUACAUUGCUACUUUGGAGACCUUCGGGAUGACAGCUACCAUAACUGUUCUUGAUAAUGAAGUGUUUUUCACUACCGAAGCAAGACCUUUGGACCCGCUGAUUAUGCCCCAAAAGCUAGCUGGUUGUUGCGCGCAGGCUGGGCUGAUUUCUACGAGGGAAGAUUGUGGCAUUAAGCCGGUUCGGUUUGACGUUCAUAUGCAGAACCUGGACAUUCAGCCUGGUGCAGCCGUGUCGGAUGAAGUUUCAUUGUACAAACGAACGGAUACAGUGUUCUUGUUUUGGUUCAGACUUGCCACGCCCAAGACGUUUCUCAAGGGACACAUCAUCUACUACUUCUACUGAAACUGGCCUGGAUU
Messenger RNA from Ipomoea triloba (trilobed morning glory), 881 nucleotides. RefSeq lists its product as uncharacterized. The transcript has 4 exons. NCBI's taxonomy places the organism in Eukaryota, Viridiplantae, Streptophyta, Magnoliopsida, Solanales, Convolvulaceae. The record is from RefSeq and is a predicted model, not a curated record. The coding region runs from base 1 to 867 and encodes 288 amino acids.